Messenger RNA from Pieris macdunnoughi, 3531 nucleotides. The record is from the annotation of a GenBank genome assembly. Lineage: Eukaryota; Metazoa; Arthropoda; Insecta; Lepidoptera; Pieridae.
AUGUCUGGAGAGGGCGAGCGGGCAUCGCGUCCUAAUUCUUUGCUACUUGAAGCCCCGGCACCUGAAAGGGAACCUCUGCAUUUUAAUGUAAAUCUAGUUGGAGCUCCUCCUGAAGUAGAACAACUCGUAAAUAACAUAAAACAAGUUGCAGAGGAUUUCCUGUAUCAUUGGAAAACAUUUCCUAUCGUUUUACCCCAAUCUCGAUUCACCGGGGCAGGAAAUCAUCCUUCAGAUAUUAUAGUUGCACCACCAUGUGAUGAGAUAGAUGCAGCGGCCCUGGAUGCUGGGGUUGAGCCACAUCCUCUAUCACCAAAGCAGCUACAUUCAAUUAGAGAAAGAGGCUGGCACAAGGAAAAAUUUAUGCCGAAGAAGUUAAAUACUAAGCAAUUGGAUACAAUACGCCAAAGGGGCGAGUUCGAAGUCCCGUCCCGACAUUUCCCGGGUCAGACCCACGUAUGGCGCGUAGCUGGAUGGUUGCAACGUGGCAGAAUUCGGGCGAGGGAAGAGCUCUAUCGCCAUAUUGCGAGGGCUGUGGCGCUGAUCGUUGUGGUAGCUAGAGAUAGGCUGUUAAGGGAUGAAGCUAUCUCGGUCGUAGCUGGCGCGAAAGCCUUCCUUGAUGGGCUACACAGGCUUUUAGAUUUAGCUUUUGGUAUGCCUUCUUUGGAAGCCAGAGAUCUAGACAAGAAAAUACGAGAGGAGCGUUCGAGAUAUUUAGUCGCUGAACUUAUAUGCAAGCCAGAGAACCGCGAAGAUGUAGCGGCUUUAGCGGCGUGGGUGACGCGUGCGAUGCGUCGUGCCGCGUCCGAAAAGAGCGACGCGCGGGACGUACAACGCGCCGCUCCGCGCGUUCCGCACAUUUAUACUACGCCGCAGCGGACACAAGUGGAUUUAAGACUGUACAGACGAGAGCUGCUACGCAAAGCCGCUGGGUCUCUACAGGCGAUAUUAGAGCGGGAGUCGAGAGGCUGGUUCCUUCACUUUCGCGAAAAGAGAGCGGCUCAUCUUGCGAGCCAGAAGGUGCCUAUCAAGGAUAUUGAAGAGGAAGUAUCAACGGCCGCUAUGCGCGAGUACGUAUCGCGCGUGUGCGCAGGCGUGAUGUCGUGUACGCAACUGGCGUCUCUGGGCCCGAACGUUCCCGAACUGCUCGCCGAACAAUUGCGAGCGGCCGCCGCCAUCAAUAGGGCUCAAGAAGGAGUUCGCCGUAAACUAGAAGCCGGUCUAGCAACAGCCGAGGCUAGACUUCGUGCUUCCCAUCCAAUACUGUCGCGCGCGGACGCCUGGCGUAAAGAGAGAUUGGCCCUUGCUGCGCAGAGGUUAAAGGACGAAUUGAGAUGGACCGGUAUGGAGGAUGCGGCAGCAGCGAUGCAAGCCCAUAAAUUACAUCAGCAUAGAUACUUUUUGCUUCGCGAUCUGACGUUUAUGAGGGAUCGGGAGCCUCUGCUUUUAAAGGAACUCCGGGCAGCGAAAACUCCUACCCGCGAAUUUUCUUGGGCUACCCGUAUCUGGUUGCCUCGCAAUUGGGCUGUGAUACGUCACUUCCGAGGCCGAUCGGAAAGGAUACCGACGGUUAUCAGUAGCCGCGCUACUAAUAUUGUAACGCCGCGGUCUGAUCCGUCCCAACCGGUGUUCCUUGCUGAUAGGGAAAAGGUCCGGUCUACGAGCACGAGGUGGCCGGGGUGGAGGCUGCUCAAUUUUGCCCACAGAACUUGGUGCUGGACCUGGAACAUAAUGUUCCUCUUCGGUGUAAUGGUUCCUUGGUGUUCGCCGCUCUCUCUACGCACUUUGCUCUGUGUCAAACCGUUCGUACCUGACUUGGAAUUGUCACAGGUGAACGGAACAUUGUUCCCGAAACGCAGCAGCGAGACUCAGACGAUGUGGUCUCGUCUGCUGCAGCUGUGGCGACAUGUCUCCAAGGAACGGACCAGAUUCGAGACGGAGCCUGAUACAGGUCUUUUAGGCAAGGGUCUAUCCAGACAAGCCAACCGUGUAUGGAACUAUGGUAUUGUGGGGGGAGUGGGCUCGCUCGUCUUACUCCUUCUGUUUCCGAUCGCGGCGUUGCUAGCAAGUCUGAUAGCGCUGGCAAUCGCAACGACUGUACCAUUUUGGAUGCCUUUUGCCGCGUUGACUGUUCACGCGGCGAAUGCCUUGAUAUAUGAGGUCGACUCGCCUGAUCCGCAUGGACUUAAUAGGUGGUUUGUGCUCCUGGAAGUGGUAUUAUGGCGUAUUGCGAUAUUGGGAUUAUUGCAGCCGGUUCUCGCUGUGGUGGUCGCCGUACUGUUGUGCCCCAUUGCUGCAUUUAUACUGCUUAUUGGUGGGGUGGGAUGGUGGAGUAUCCGCGGUGUAUGGGAGCGAGCUUCCUGGCGUUGGGUCAUCGUGAGAGGGGCGCGUGUGCCUGCUCAUGACUCUGCUUUUUGUACACGCGUCGCUGGACCCGGAUUCCAUGCGCCUGCGUCUUAUCAGAUCACCGCCGCACAAGCCCUAGCGGCGGUAUGCGCACGCGCAGAAUGCGAACAACUAAACGCGUGGGGUUCGCAAUUGGAAGCCGCGGUUGAACGACCGUUGAGGGACUACCGUCAUUUCGUGGACGCCUGUUUUGGACCAUUUUCCGUUCAAAUUGCUAAGACAGGAGCCUAUAAGCAGUUAGAGAAGGAAUGUAGCGAGCUGGUGGCUUCUGGUCGUGAGAAGUUGGCAGCUCGACGCCGGGAUCUCGCCCUUGGACUAAGUGACGCUGCCAGGGCGAGGGUCAGGAUGCCUGCGCAAGAGUUGAGGAAAGCGAUACACGCGUCAGCCCUAGAGUUGGCCCGAAUGUUCGGCCACGCGGCUCGCGGUGAAGAGUGGUGGACCGCGAGGGGACUGGAACCAGGCGAUUGGCACGCCUUGGCCGCUAAUACGCUCGUGGAGGUGUUCGAUGCGGAAAUCCUAAUGGCCCUAGAAGAGGGUGAGGCGCGCCUGUCCCUAGACGCAGGUCCGGGCGUGAACACGUGGGCAGGGCGCUGUGCCAGGGACCACGCCCCGCCUGACGUUCUCGCUGAGAGAGAUGAUUGGGGUAUUGCGCCUGGUAUGUGGGGAGAAUGGGGCGGGUCAGCUCUUCCACGAGUGCCGGCGCCAUCUUUGGAAGCUAGUGCGUUUAGCCCCCGCGCCCCUCACUUGCCUCCAGUGCCACACCCUGCCACUGUAGCCCUAGUACUACAUAAUAGAGAGUCUGAUAACCCAGUACCAUUAGAGACAGAACUGUGUGUGGAAAUACUUCGCGGGCUAGAAGACGCACCUGACUGCGACGAUAAAAGAGAGGGUGUAGAAAGAUACCGCGGUGGUGGGAGCGAGGCCAGCAGCGAGAGCAGUGGCUCCAUCUCGCCUGACGAGGAACGGCUUCCGGAAACGCCAGACUCUGCGCUUUGCAGAAUAUCUCCAAGCGCAGAGCGCGCGGCGUGUCGUUGGACAUUGACGGGUCGAGGUGUUCGCCUGAGGGCGGACCUGGCCAGUCCCGAAGACGUCACAUUGGACACCGACCGACACGGCACGUCCGUCUGA